AUGCAGUCAAGCCCACCCGUACGCGCCUGGAAGCGACCUGCUUCGCCCACAGACUCGCACUAUUCGCUUGAUCUGGGCGCGUUAGAGGUCGACGGUCGCAACAAUGGUGACUCUCCGGUCGCUCAAAAGCGCGUAGAUCGCAUCCUGAGCGAGGACAUAGACGGACCAAGCGACUUCACGGACAACAUGAUGCAGUGGAUGCAGCGUGGAACCAUGGGAAGAGGCACAGUAAGAAGCGCGAAGCACUCGAUGCAGCGACGGCUUGAACGGGGCGCAGACGGCGGCGCAAACAGUGGCAAGCAGGACAAUGAUCUCGGACUACCACUCUCACCGGUUGAGAAUGAUAACGGGACUGCAAGCCAUCAUACUCCCGAUCAUAGUCCACCCAAAGACUCGCCGUGGCACGAACAGCCUCCGCACAUCAACGCGCUGUCUGGCGCCGACGAGAGGCAAGACAGCUCAGACUGGGAUCCCUAUGCGCCAUCUGGUACUCCUCACCCUUCGGCACAGAACCAGAUUCUUCAGCCCACCGUAGCGGACUACCUCACCGAGCUCACGCCCGCGCAUGCUCCGUCUCUCCGCCUGACGACGAGGACUCUUUCCCAGCGAAGGGAGCGAUCUCCGCAACGGAGCGAGCCUCCCUCACCAGCCCGAGCAUCAAGCGCCACUCUCUCCCCGACUCGUUCGCCAGUAAUGCAGCGCUCCCAGCCGGUCAAUGUCAGCUCGCCAUUCACCGAGCCGGAAGCGCACCGGCAGCUGGUAAGGGAGACACGCCAGCUGCAAGCACGCUGUCAGCAGCUUCAAAGCCUCAACAGUGCGCUUAAAGAGGCACUAGAUGAAGAGCAGCGUGUGCGCAGGCAGGAGAAAGCGGCGUUCGAGGUGCAGCAGGCAAGUGUUAUUCGACACGAGCAAGAUGUGGAAAAGGUGAGGAUGGAAACUUUGGAGCAAGUGGCGAGCCUCCGUCAGGUGUGUGGUGAGCAGAAGAAUCGCAUCGAGGAGCUAGAAGCGGAGACGAGAGCACUCCGCCGCAAAAAUGAAGAAUUCGAUGCACGGAGUAACUUCAUCAACGGCGAGCUGGAGCAGGUGAAAGAAGAAGCCGACAGUGUGCACGCAAAGAAGGCUGCUGCAGAUGAAGCCACUGCAGCGUUACGGAUCGAGCUGGAAGCCGCUCGAAAGGACAAUGAUCAGACCAAGCAGCUCGCGAGCGAAGAGACACAACGUGCUCUCCAGGACGCUAGUGAUCUACGUAAGCAAAUCAACGAACUAGGGCAGCAGCUUCGGGACGAAGCCAUCGCGCAUGACGAUGAAGUACGAAAGCUGGAAACGACACAGAAGCGUGAGCUCGCCGAAGCAAAGGCUGACAGCGACUCUGCGCGGAAUGAGCUCGAAGCAAAUCAGUCGCUCUUCAACGAUGCAGUCGUCGAUCGCGAUGCCGCGCAAGACUCGCUCGCCGCGCUACAGUCCGAUCUUGAAGCGGCACGAGGCGAUCUGUCGACCGCACACGCCGAGAUUGGAAGCUUGAAGCAAUCGAGCGUAGUUGUAGGCGCCGAAGCCGACGCUCUGCGUGCGGAGCUUGAACUUGCGGCCGAAGUGAACGCCGCGCUCGAUGCCAAGAUCUCUAACGCGAUUCGUAAGCGCGAAAAGUACUGGCGAAGUCGGCUGGCGGAGAGCGAGCAGGAGAGGCAGACGAUGGCUAAGGCACUGCUAAAGCAGUGGGGGCGGGAGGAAGUUGGGAUGGAAGAUCCGCAGGCGUUCGAGUUCAGAUACCAUCUGCGCGGUUGUCCGAAGGAGGCUGCAGUGUAG
This is a messenger RNA of Baudoinia panamericana UAMH 10762, 1803 nucleotides long. RefSeq lists its product as uncharacterized. The record is from RefSeq and is a predicted model, not a curated record. Lineage: Eukaryota; Fungi; Ascomycota; Dothideomycetes; Mycosphaerellales; Teratosphaeriaceae. The transcript has a single exon. The coding region runs from base 1 to 1803 and encodes 600 amino acids.